AUGAACAGACUGAACUUCCACAACAAUAAAACCAUGCAGGACCGCCGCUGCGUCUGUGUCUUUCUGCCCAACGACGACACGCUCAACGUCAUCGUCCAUGUGAAGACUUUGUGCCAGGAGCUGCUGGUGCAGGUGUGUGACCUGCUGAGGCUGAAGGACUGUCACCUGUUUGGCCUCAGUGUUGUUCAGAAUAAUGAACACAUCUAUAUGGAGCUGGAUCAGAAGCUUUCCAAAUACUGCCCCAAAGAAUGGAAGAGAGAAGCCAGCAAGGGAAUCGACCAGUUUGGACCUCCGAUGAUAAUUCACUUCAGAGCUCAGUAUUACGUUGAGAACGGGAGGUUGAUCAGUGACCGGGCGGCCAGGUAUUAUUACUACUGGCACUUGAGGAAACAGGUGCUGCUGUCUCAGUGUCUGCAGAGGGAGGAGGCCUACUUCCUCCUGGCAGCCUUCGCCCUGCAGGCCGACCUCGGAAACUUCAAACGUAACAAGCACUUUGGGAAGUACUUUGAACCUGAAGCCUACUUCCCCCCAUGGGUGAUCGCUAAGCGCGGCCGUGAGUACAUCCUGAGGCACAUCCCCAACAUGCACAAAGACCAGUUUGCUCUGACGGCUUCAGAGGCGCAUCUGAAAUACAUCAAGGAGUGUGCGCAGCUGGAUGACGUCACCGUCCACUACUACAGGCUGUACAAGGACAAAAAGGAAGUGGAGGCGUCUCUGACUCUGGGACUGACUUUACGGGGAAUCCAAAUCUUUCAGAACGUGGGCUCUGUGAGGCAGCUGCUGUACGACUUCCCCUGGACCAACGUGGGGAAGCUGGUGUUUGUGGGGAAGAAGUUUGAGAUCCUUCCCGACGGCCUUCCAUCGGCCCGUAAACUCAUGUACUACACGGGCUGUCCCAUCCGCUCCCGCCACCUCCUGCAGCUGCUCAGCAACAGCCACCGGCUCUACAUGAACCUGCAGCCCGUCCUCAAACAAGUGCGCCGGCUCGAGGAAAACGAAGAUAAGAAGCAGUACCGGGAGUCGUACAUCAGCGACGCUCUGGAGCUGGACAUGGAUCAGCUGGAUAAACGCUCCCGGGCCAGCGGCAGCAGCGCGGGCAGCAUGUCUCAUCACAAGCGUCUCUCGCGUCACUCCACCACCAGCCACGGCAGCUCGCACACCUCCGGCAUUGAGACGGACAGCUUCAGGGCGCCAAGUCAGACCCCGCACCGCCCACUACGCACCUGCAGCUCGUCCACCACCAGCCACGGCAGCUCACACACCUCCGGCAUCGAGAGCAGCGGCAAGGAGCGCAUCCUGGAUGAUGACGAGAUCGAGAUGCUGGUGGACGACCCCAAAGACUACGAGGAGCUCCACGAGAUGGCUCUGGACCAGGAGCUGUGCAUCCACAUCACGGAGGACAUGUUGACCAUGUCGCCCGAUCAGAACAGCGGAUACUCCGGACUGAUCGUGAAGGACGUCGGGUCGUCCACCUCCAGCUCCUCGGAGACCGUCGUGAAGAUGAGAGGACAGAGCAUCGAGUCUCUGCCACAGACGUCGGCGUGCAGGAAGCCUCAGUCCUCGACGGACCGACACAGCCAGUCUCUGGACGACGUGCGGCUCUACCAGAAGGACUGCCUGCAGUGGGCGGAGCUCUGCCAGGACACUGCCCACAGCUACACCUUCGGCUGCGCCCAGGAGCUCAGCGACGGCGGUGGAGGCGGCGGAGGAGGCGGCGGCUACCAGGGCCUCGCCGAUCAGCGCGCCGGCAUGCUCGGCGAGCAGUACCCGUUCCCCAUCAAGAGAACCAACAAGUACUUCUCCCUGGACCUCCCCAGCGAAGAGGUGCCCGAGUUCGUGGUGUGA
Messenger RNA from Cottoperca gobio, 1845 nucleotides. It is a transcript of the gene frmd6, whose product is annotated as FERM domain containing 6. Gene Ontology annotation, biological process: positive regulation of hippo signaling. Lineage: Eukaryota; Metazoa; Chordata; Actinopteri; Perciformes; Bovichtidae. The record is from RefSeq and is a predicted model, not a curated record. Gene Ontology annotation, cellular component: cytoskeleton; cytoplasmic side of apical plasma membrane.